AUGCUUCUGUUCAUCCACGAAGCUUGCAAAGCUUACUAUCACUGGGAUCAUUUUGAGUCACAACUGGCAAAAAAAGCUCUUGCCACCAUCCCUGGCAUUCUGCAGCAAAGAGCUCAAGCCACACUGCAAAGCCAGGCUACCUACAUCAACAAAAGGAGGAAGUACCGUGACCAAGCGUCGCCCCACGCCAGCCCAUCCGAUUUGGCUGCAUUACCGCCGGCGCUGCGCCGCGCCGAUGGAAACACAAGCGCAGUCAGGCAAAAACCAACCCUCCAGCCGAGGAAGCGACGGGCUGAGCCCGACGCGCUCAGCUCAGAGAAGGGGGACGAUGCCCUCCUCAGCAGGCAGAGCUCUCUGGGGAACAGCACGGUUUUCCCCCAUCUUGCCCAAGUUUCCAGGCCGUCCCCGUGGGUCAGAGGCGCCUCCAGCCCGCCGCGACGGCUCCGGCCACCCCCGGCCUCUCCGGCCCGGGAGCCGCGAGGGACAGCGGAGCGAAACCAUCGCUCCGCGCCUCUGCGCGACGCCGGGCUGGGGGAGGAGAGGGAGAGGAGCGCGGAGAGGCGAUGCCCGCCGCAGGUCCAGCCCCGCGCCCUCCCGGGGGUUCAAACCGAGCCACUUGCCCCGCUGCCCUCCCGCCCCAGGCUGCAGAGACCAACAGACCCGCCGAGGCGUCCGCAGCUCCGCGGCUCCGGGACGGGCGCGCAGCUCCGCUCCGCUCCCCUGGCAGGGCCGGAGGGGCGGCCGGCGCCAGGCACAGCCCCGACGAGGAACUGGGCGGCAGCGGGGGGGGUUAGUGGUGGGGGCUCCUCCUGCGCCGUGCCUACCGCUUCCCCUCCUCGUCCAGCCUGCGGGGAGCGCGGCAGGACACCUACCUGCGCCAAUCCCGCCCUCCCCUCUCUCCUCCCCUCCCCCGGGGCCGCAAGCUGGGGCGGGAGCGGCCUCCGGAGCGCUCCUCCCCUAACGCAGUCCGCGGCGGCACCGGCAGCGCCUACGGUUCCCUGCGGGCUCCUCCGGCCGCGGCAGUCCCCGCUGACAGCAGAGGCGCGGCCCCGGAGCCUCUCACCGCUCUCCCACGGGCGGCGGGAGGCUUUCCUCCCUCCAGCUAUCUCCUCUUCCCAAAGUACAGCCCCCAAGGCCCGGGAGGGAUGGAGGCGCGAAGCCGCUUCUGCCACCAGCCCCACCGCCUGCCCGCGCGGGGGACCGAGCGUUUGCAGCAGCAUAGAAAUAAAUGAGUCCGAAGCCGAGGACCACUGCAAGCAGAAGUACGUCGCCGCUGCCGUUGGCACAGCCCAAGUGAGAAAGAAGCGUUCGCGGCCCGGCUUACGCAACGCAAAAGUAACACCUGGGCUAUUGGCGCAUUUUCUAAAUGCCCCUGGACAAAACAGUUUUAACCGUCCUCCCAGCGUGGGCAUAAAAAGCCCCGGGAGGCGGACUGUAUGGCUUCAAAGGCUGACGGGCAGCUGCUCCUCCAGCACCGUGACUGUCACCGUGAACAUCGCGCUCACGUUUCCUCUUUACUCUGCCCGCCCGCUCUUUGCAUCCCUUGGGAAGUCAUUAUCAAAGGGAAUUCAUUCGCGCCGAAUCCCGGGGUCAAAGCGCCAACAGCCCCCCCUCCUCGCUGCGAGGGGCGGCGGGCGGCAGCGACCCAAUCCCCCCUUUCCCCCAGCACCUUAUCCUCCGCGGUGA
Messenger RNA from Colius striatus (speckled mousebird), 1686 nucleotides. RefSeq names its product mucin-1-like. The record is from RefSeq and is a predicted model, not a curated record. The coding region runs from base 1 to 1686 and encodes 561 amino acids. The transcript has 4 exons. NCBI's taxonomy places the organism in Eukaryota, Metazoa, Chordata, Aves, Coliiformes, Coliidae.